CGCCGCUCCAGUCUCCCGUCGAACCGGGGGUCGUGUGCACGCCGUCACCGCAGUCGCCGGUCCAUACUCAGCUCAUCGACAGCGUUUUGACCAUUUGCCCAGCACCGACGUGGUUCCGCGACACCAACUCCUGGCCGGCCCUGAAACACCGCCCGGCCAAAUCCGUCGAUGAAAAUAGCCGCACCUAAGAAAUUGCACUGGAAGGCACUCCAGGUUACCCUGAUUGAAACUGUGACCUCAUACAAGGUCAUUUUCAUGAGAGCCAUCGACGUUCUAAGAUGUAAAACUCGCCGAGAGGAGGUCUGCCGUUUAAUUGCGACGCCCGUUUUCCAUUAUUCACCAGUCAACUGGUAAAAUAAAGUGUGUUUUCCAUCUUUUUCUCCUGCAGAAGAGACAAGUUGUAUUAUUUAAACGAAACAGUAUAAUUAAUUGAUUACGUUGCAUCAUAGCGAAUUAAGCUUCAAGACACUGUCGCCCGACUUGGAGGAAAUUAAUCAGCGCACUAAUGCCAAACGGAAAAUGUUUCCAAUUACGAUUGCGAUUGUCAAUGCAAACAGACGAAGAUAAAUUUAAUGAAGCUGCAGCGUAAGGCGAUUCCAUGGAUAGUAAUGGGAAAAUAGUUGGGUGCGAGGUCAGGUUCAUCAAAAUGGAACUAAAACCCAUCAGGAUGUACAUAGAAACUUUAAUCAACUAAUCCAACAAAGAUUCAUCCUUUCAAACAAUGAUAUAAAACUUAGAUAUUAACAAUGGACUGGAACGGAACAAAUCUAACAGCCAACCGAGAACUAUACCAAGGCAACAAGUCAGACAUAAUCAAUAAUGAAUUGGUUCAGAUCAUAUUCUUCAUGAUCUACACAGCAAUAUUCAUAUUAGGAAUAUUCGGCAAUGUUCUGGUUUGCUACGUCGUAUUCAGAAACAAGGCAAUGCAAACUGUCACGAACCUCUUCAUUACAAAUUUAGCAUUGUCCGACAUACUUUUAUGUGUGUUAGCCGUACCGUUCACCCCUCUGUAUACCUUCCUAGGCAAAUGGAUAUUCGGCAGUAUUAUAUGUCAUUUAGUACCGUACGCUCAAGGAGCCAGUGUUUAUAUAUCAACUUUAACGUUAACCUCCAUAGCGAUAGAUAGAUUCUUUGUCAUCAUAUACCCGUUCCACCCUCGCAUGAAAUUGUCUACUUGUGUGUUUAUUAUCAAUAUAAUCUGGCUGUUCUCCCUCCUCGUAACCGUACCAUACGGCAUCUACAUGAAGCAAGCCAAGGGUAUCGCCAACUCCUCCACGUACCAGGAGGAAAACCUGUUCUGCGAGGAGGACUGGCCCAGCGACAAGUGGAGAAAGCUGUUCGGCGGUCUAACCACCACCCUCCAAUUCGUCAUUCCCUUCUUGAUAAUGGCGUUCUGCUACAUCUGCGUGUCGUUCAAGCUAAACGACCGCGCCCGCUCCAAACCCGGCUCCAAGAACUCCCGCAAAGAGGAGGCGGACAGGGAUCGCAAACGCCGCACCAACCGCAUGCUCAUCUCCAUGGUGGCGAUCUUCUUGAUGUCCUGGCUCCCACUGAACACCAUCAACAUCGUGAACGACUUCAACGACCUGAUCCACUGGAAGUACUAUCUGCUCAGCUUCUUCCUGGUACACGCCCUGGCCAUGUCCUCGACCUGCUACAACCCCUUCCUCUACGCCUGGCUCAACGAAAACUUCCGCAAGGAGUUCAAGCAGGUGUUGCCGUGCUUCGAGGGCGCCAACCGGGUGGUGAACAACGCCGGCCGUCUGGGCAACUGGCGUUCGGAGCGGACGUGCAACGGCAACGACACACAGCAGGAGUCGCUGCUCCCGUCGGGCAUACACAGGGCCGCCUCGGUUAAGGAGAAGAAGACGAUUCCGCCGCCCCACAAGACGGACAGUGUGGAAGUGGAGAACGUGCUGGUGCCAAAUAUCGGGGUCGUUUACGACUCGUUGGAGGAGAGUGUACGGCUAAAGUACAUCAGCGAGGAGGAACCGCCUCCGUAUGACACUCAACAAUGAAUUUAGACUAUUUAUUAAUGGUAUAUUAUAAAAGGACAUAUGUAUACAUAUAUUUUUUUGUCAUGAAGUUAUAUUUAAUGUUAGGAGGACCGUAAUGUUUAAAUAAAAGGUUUUUUUU
This is a messenger RNA of Aethina tumida (small hive beetle), 2136 nucleotides long. Its product is annotated as neuropeptide Y receptor type 2. Gene Ontology annotation, cellular component: neuron projection; plasma membrane. Gene Ontology annotation, molecular function: neuropeptide binding; neuropeptide Y receptor activity. The coding region runs from base 747 to 2018 and encodes 423 amino acids. The transcript has 6 exons. Lineage: Eukaryota; Metazoa; Arthropoda; Insecta; Coleoptera; Nitidulidae. The record is from RefSeq and is a predicted model, not a curated record. Gene Ontology annotation, biological process: G protein-coupled receptor signaling pathway.